Molecule: messenger RNA, 1434 nt
Organism: Aspergillus fumigatus Af293
Lineage: Eukaryota; Fungi; Ascomycota; Eurotiomycetes; Eurotiales; Aspergillaceae
Product: putative cytochrome P450 oxidoreductase
Molecular function (GO): monooxygenase activity; heme binding; iron ion binding
Source: RefSeq, a predicted model, not a curated record
AUGUUCCUCAUCAUCGUCAUCCCGAUUGUCAUCCUCCUUUACCCCUUCCUGAGCACGCUCUACACAACCCUCCGCACCCGCUCCCUCCGCCGAAUCCCAGGCCCCUUCCUCACCCGCCUCACAAAACUCUGGUACUUCUACCGCGUGCGCGCUGGCCACUUCGAAACAGACAAUAUCGCCCUGCACCGGCGCUACGGGCCCGUCGUCCGCAUCGCCCCAGACCACUAUAGUAUCUCCGGGAGCGCCGCCAUAAAAACCGUCUACGGGACGGGGAGCAAGUUCACCAAGUCCGCCUGGUACGAGGGGUGGAAGCACCCGGACCCAAAUCAGUGGACGCUGUUCCCUGACCGGAACAUUAAGCGGCACGCGGAAACGCGCAAGCGGUUCUCGAGCCUCUACUCCAUGACCUCGCUGGUGCAUUACGAGGCGUUUGUGGAUCGGUGUGCGGAUCUCUUCUGCAUGCGGCUGCGGGAGUUCGCGGCCCGUGGCGAAGAGUUCAACCUCGGCCAUUGGUUCCAGUGCUAUGCGUUUGAUGUGAUCGGCGAUAUUACCUACGGGCAGCGGUUUGGCUUCCUCGAUCGCGGAGAGGACAUCGAAGGCACGAUUGCCGCGCUGCAGCGGCUGAUGACGUACAGUACCCUUGUGGGCAUAUACCCCGAGUGGCAUCCGCGGCUGUUUGGCCCACUGAGUCGAUUCAGCUGGUCUGGUGCAGCGGGGAGAGCGUAUAUUGUGCGAUUCGUCCAGGAGAAAAUCAGAGGCCUCUCUGUGAAGGCUGAUCCCGGGCAAGUGGAGCGGGGCCCUCUGGCGACGCAGAACUUUGUCGAGAAGAUGAUGCUGGCUCGAGACAAGGAUCCGGAAAAGGUGACGGAUUACCAUGUGUUCAUGAUGGGGUUGUCGAACGUCAUUGCUGGUUCAGACACGACUGCCAUCAGUCUGUCCGCCAUCAUGUAUCACCUCCUGCGUUAUCCCGCGGUCAUGGAGAAACUUCGGCGCGAGAUCGACGCGUUUGCCGCGGACGGAAAGUGCAGUGACAGCGUCACCUUCAGGGAGAGCCAGGAGAUGCCAUAUUUCCAGGCCGUGAUCAAGGAGGCACUGCGCAUGCACAGUGCCACGGGCUUGCCGCUGUGGAGGGUGGUUCCCGACGGCGGGGUCGAGAUCAAUGGCUAUUUCUUUCCGGCUGGCACGGUGGUGGGGAUCAACACCUGGGUGGCCCAUUACGAUGAGGAAGUCUUCCCAGAUGCGACGACUUUCCGGCCAGAGCGAUGGAUCGAGGCGGAGAGUAAUCCGGAGAAACUCAGAGCCAUGAACGAGAUGUACAUGCCAGUAGGUCUCACCCACUUCUCUCGUAUACAGCAUACUGACGACGGUAGUUCGGCCUUGGGACUAGGACGUGUCUUGGAAAGCACAUCUCCAUUCUGGAAAUGUCGAAAUUGA